Molecule: messenger RNA, 1425 nt
Organism: Huiozyma naganishii CBS 8797
Lineage: Eukaryota; Fungi; Ascomycota; Saccharomycetes; Saccharomycetales; Saccharomycetaceae
Gene: PEX30
Product: peroxisome biogenesis protein
Exons: 1
Coding region: 1-1425 (474 amino acids)
Biological process (GO): peroxisome organization
Cellular component (GO): peroxisomal membrane
Source: RefSeq, a predicted model, not a curated record
AUGAGCGAAGGUUACGGCAAGGAUCACGCUGUGAGGGCGGCGUUUGCGGACACUUUGCGGCCUCGGAUUGGAGGGAACACGACCAAAGUGUUCCUGAGGGGGUUGGCGGAAAAGUCCCCCGAUACUGAUGACGGGGAUGCUGGCGACGUGCUGGAUGGGUCGCCACUACUGUCUUCUACGCCCCCCACGGUGUCGAAGACGCUUGUGACGCUGUACCCUUAUUUGAUCGUGUGCGAUGAGUUGUUGAGUGUGGUGACCUGGACCGGGUCUAAUAUCUGGACGAGUGUUCUUGCUGUGCUUGUAUACAUCAGCGUGGUGCUGUACCUUGAGCAACUGACAAAAUACGUCGGGCACGUCGUCAUUGUGAGUUUGCUGUUGCUGUACUCGAAGCUGGAUAAGUUUAUCGAGGGGAGCGUGUACUCGCACGCGAGCUUAGAAGAUAUCAUCGCCGUGAUGGAGCGGGUUUCCUUCAAGUUUGACCUACUGUUGUCCCCGCUCAACAAUCUGAGCAUGGAGAACGUGGAACGUCUACUCUUGACGAUGGUUCUGCUGUCGCCCGUGCACCUGCUGAUCACGGCUUUCGUUGUCCCGCCGACGAUGUACCUGCUUCUGGGUGGGCUCUUCCUGCUGACGUACCACUCGCCGUGGUCCAAAGUAACUCGCCGGCUGCUGUGGAAGUUUAAAUCCGUGCGUCUGCUUGUAUACUACCUUACUGGGCUAAACCUUGGUGGGAUCAACAGGGAUGUGACGUCGAACCUAUUCAACAGCGUGCAGAAGAAGAUCAACAAGACCUUGUUGGAUGACCAUGCUGGUUCACACAGUGACCCGACUGGUGGGGGGUCAGGCAAGUCUAUCAAGUUUACGUACGUGCUGUUCGAGAACCAACGGCACUGGAUCGGGAUCGGAUGGAAGUCGAGCAUGCUGAGUUACGAGCGGACCCCCUGGACGGACGAGUUUCUGAACGAAGCUCCAUCCCCUGAGAACUUCCAGCUGCCGAGUGACGAGAAGAACGAAGGUGUGUUUGAAUGGCGGUGGAUCGACAAGACGUGGCGUUUGGAUUUGACUAACGAUGGUGCGAUCCCCGUGGAUCCAACAAGCGCCAAGACCACUGCGAACCCGGGCGACGACGAAGGGUACGUAUACUACGAUAAUUCGUGGAAAAAACCUUCUGUGGAACCUACGUUCUCCAAGUACACGCGGAGAAGGCGGUGGGUGCGUACUGCAGAGCUUGUGAAGAUUGCUCCUGACGAGACUACCUCAUUACCACAGUCGCCGGAGAAGAUAACCGCAGGUGAGGCCGAUGAGGUACAAGAUGAAGAGGUUGAGACGAUCGGGACUGGGGAUACCGUGGGCACCGUGGACACCCCUGACAAUUUUGCUAUUGAGAAUCUGAGUGAGGUGCAUAACCGCCGAGGCAGCUCGUGA